AUUGGUUGUAGAGUGACGAGUGCCACGCUUAUUACUUUCGUGUCCACGCCCCUUCUCUAACCUGCUUCAGAGUAAUUGAUAUCGAUAUCAAGCCGCGACUGGAAAGCCACCAAGACGCAGAGGUAGCUCCCAAUACCCGAGUUUCAAUACCAGUUACAGAAUGGACACCAAAACCCCACCAGACAUUAGUUAAGCCUGUCUCAGUAUAAAAGCAGCUCGUUGGAUCUCUUGUGAAAUCCUGUAUGUGUUUUUAUAUAAGAACAUUGGAGUGAAUGAGGUAGAAGCAUACUGUAUACUGCACCUUUAAUACCAAGUCAUGUUAGUUGGGUAUUUAUUUAAGCUAAAGAGUUAGGAAUACAAAUAUGUAUUUGUGGACAGACUGUCUUCUGUCUUCACUCCACAGUUGAAGGUUAGAACAUGUUGAGUUGAUCGGAAUGGAGGCCAAGACGAUGUAAGUUACGGAGCGAAGGGGAGUCUUGGGGGAAAAAAAGCAACUGUGUAGGGAGGUAAAGUGAAAUACAGGAAUCAGAUACUGACUGAGACAAAAGCUAAAUAAAUAAAUAAACAAAAAAAUGGAGUGUGGAGAAACUGCCUUGAGUGGGAUGGGAGACCUGGAGCUGGACCCAGACAUUGUAAGCGAGGAGGCGGGAAAAUUGUACUCUGAACUACAGUCGGUUGUGGAGACUCAUGGAGCAGACGUGGUUGAAUCACUGCUGCCCAUCCUGGUGUGGGUUCUUGAAGGGCUCGCCAGCUGUCGGGCUCAGCUGAGAGAGAGUGAGGAGGCUGUAGAGAAGGAGAAAGGAGAGAGGGAAGAGCUGCUGGAGAGGUAUGAGAGAGAGAGAACACUGCGCAGGGAGAGCCAGGAGCGCUAUUUGGAGUUAGAUGAUCAGUUUGAGCAGGAGAGGAGGGCAAUGCGUGCAAGAGACAAGGAGCGGGAGAAGAGAGAAAGAGAUCUGGAGAAGAAAGCCAGAGAGCAAGCUGACCAGAUGGUGGCUUUGGAGGAGCAGAGAGCCAGUCUGGCCAGAGAGUUAAACAUGCUGAAACACACACACAGCAAGGUCACACGUUUCUCCAAAAGUACAGAGCCACCUGAAGAAAAUGCAGCCAUCCAGCGUGAGGUGACACCUGAAGUUGCCUCCAACCCCAAAAUAUCAGAAACAUCAGCUUCCACAGACACUAAAGUGAUCAAAACUGAAAAUAUCAAUAAUUCAUUCUUUAUCAACAACAUCAUAAGCUCUACUCCGGAGCUGGCCCAGCUGCAGGGCCUUGUUGAAGCAAGCACCCCCCUUCGAGCAGACAGUGGAGAACCAGCCUGCGAUCUAGAGGAAGAGAUCAGACCGAUUAAGGAGGCAAGAGUUGAGGAUGAAGAGGAAAGCAAUCAAGAAGAUGAAAAGGGGGAAGAGGAAAAGGACUUAGACAGUUUGGAGUGGGAGAUGAGAAACACCGAUUCUGUGUUUUCUGAGCUCUCAGAGCUCAGUCAGGAAUAUGUGGAGAGUGUGGAUCAUGGAGUCAGUGUGAGAGGCAGCACAGUCCAGUUUGAGGAGAUUCUUUCACAGUAUGAGGAACUGAAACACACCCAUGAAAUGGUAGAUGCUGCUCGUAAGGCUCUUAUUUCUCGUGUAGAGGAACUGACAAAUGAGAGGUCUGCUCUGAACCUGGAGCUCACUUCCUGUCAGGAAACCAUCAACCGACUGGAGGGUAAAACCAAAGAGAUGGAAGAGGAGAACAAAAGGCUCCGCAAAGAACUGGAAGCAUCACAGGCUGAGGACUCUGACACUUCUUUGUCUACAUCAAACCGUCGGUUUUCUCGUUCAGAGAUGGCUCGUGUGGUCAUGGAGAAGAACCAGUAUAAAGAGCGGUUGAUUGAACUACAGGAUGCCCUGCGGCGGGCUCAGGCUCUAGGUGUUACUAAGAAUGAAAAGAUCCCAGAAGACAGGAAGAGCAGUGUUUGGAAGAGGUUUAACCGUUUCCUUGGUUUGACAAAGGACCAGCUUGCUCCAGCUGCUUUGGCUCCAGCUGCUUUGGCUCCAGCUGCUUUGGCCCUUACUGUCCCCUCUGUGCCCCCUCCUACUUCCUCACCAGUGGGCUCGCCUCAUAAGCUAUCUGUCAACGUGACCCAGACAGAGGAUUCUUUAUCUCCCAGGCUGAGGAGGAGAGAGCUGUACCGGGAGAUCCGCUCUCAUGUGUGGGGAAAUCUGGGAAAAAGGCAGGUGCACGGCUGGAGCGUGCCUCUUUCUCACACUGACGCACAGAACACCGAGCCACUUCCGGAGCCUAAAGACGUGCCUGUCCUCACACAGUUGCGAUUGCUUGACCAAAGAGAUGCUUCUGCUAAGCUGACCUGUGCUGUAGCAGUCCCGCCAGAAGUGUCAGGAGAGCAGAAUUGUUCUGUCUGGGCGAUCACUGGACCCGCCUCCAGUAGUGAUGUCACAGUGAUUGACCCAGCACGGUCCAAUACCAUCCUGGAUCAGUUCAGCCUUCCGCCCACCUCUCCAGCGCUGUGCCUUUGUGCUGUGCCUCCCACAGGAGAAACAUCUGGGACUGUGUGGAUUGGAACACAGGAUGGAGGCGUGCUCGUUCAUUCAGCCUCUGGCUCUAGGAGGCGCUGUUUGCAGUCAGUCAGUCUCUCGGAGGGGGUGCAUUCUCUUACGUUCUCACCAGGUCAGGUGAUUGCUGGAUUAGGCAAUGGAAUGCUUACAUUUUUCAGCUACAGUUCUGGUGGAUGGAAUCUUCACUCUCAUAAAGUACUUUCAUUGGGCGUAACUCCUGUGCAGCCCAUUCGCUGUUGCCUAGCAAAGAGCGGCUGUCUCUGGGUGGGAUACUGGAACAAAGUAUUGAUGAUUGAUGUCCAAAAUAGGAAAGUGGAGAAAUCAUUCACAGUGUCACAUCGAAGUGAACAGCAGGUUCGGUUCCUGUGUGCAGCAGGAAGUGGAGUUUGGGCUUCCUGCCGGCUGGAUCCCACCCUCAGGCUCUUUGAUUGGACAACUGGACGACCACUACAGGAGGUUGAUGUUUCAUCAAUGAUAACCAAAGCUUUAGGCAAUGCAUUCCUGUCCCUUUCACCUCUUCAGAUCUCUGCCCUGUCUGUGAUCAGUGGGCGGCUAUGGGUGGGCACAGGAAGUGGUGCUGUUUUCUCCAUCCCAUUGUCACUCAGUUCUGAGUCCUCUAUCCCAUAUUGCACUUUGGCUUCAGCUCAGCUGUGCUUUCAUGGCCACCGUCAAGCAGUUAAAUUCAUCAUCUCAGCUCCAGGCUGCCGUGGUUCUUCUGUUACAGCAGAUGGUGCUGCCUCUACCUCUCAUCUCAUCCUCAGUGGUGGAGAAGGCUACAUCAACUUCCGUAUUGGAGAUGAAGUUAGUGAUGGACCUGGCGAGACUGUCCCACAGAGAUCAGAACGAAGUCACGUGAUCAUCUGGCAGAGCCCGACUCAGUCAGUUCCUAGCUCCUCCCUUUGACAGUAAUUUUGUCUAUAUGCUUAUAUGUAUUUGUCUUUCUUCAGUGUUUUUGUUUAUUCAAAAGCACAUUGACAUGUUUGCCUUGCCGUGCACUUAUAUGUCUGCCCCUUCUCCAAGUUAUUGCUUUUGAAAAAGCAAGGAAUGGUAUUAAGUGACUGCUGAAGGCACAUGUGUAUUACUUUAUAUAGUACUCAGAAUGGAUGACCCAGAAAAGGUAUAAAGAGUAAGAGAACAUAUUUUGGUGUAGACAAGGUCCUAGUUGCUUGAGCCUUCUGUCUUAUUGUGUGCUGAUAAAUGUUGCAGUGCAGUUUUGUUUUUCAUUUACAGUUUUGACACUCAGCUUUAGCCAACAGGUUGGUAACUGCUGUCCAUUUCUUGCUGAUGUUUUGUUUCCUAUCAUGCUGGUUGGCUGCAAAAAUGAUUCUGAGCAGUCAGAAAGAUCAUCUCAUAGACCUGUAUCUGUACUUGAAAUUGUGGCAGCCACAACAACCUCUGUAAAAGGAUGUUUUUAAUUAAUUUCUUAGCAGGUUUAUCUACAACUACGUAAAUAUGAAUGUGAAAAUGUGAACGUUAGGCACAGCUGCAAAUUCACACUAGCCUUUGUGAUGAGUCUGAGCAAACAGAGAUCAAUUCAGCCAUCAUCAUUAUGCCUUGGCAGCAGAGCAUACCUUAAUAACUAGUCCAUGUUGAUAUACUGUGUGAAUCAUUUUAAUGUGAUAUCUUGUUAAAUUCAGUAAGGAUUAGGAAAUGCACCCCAGGUUGAUCAAAAUAUUUUUUAUACUUGGAACGUUGUUAGUAUUCUUGUAAAGAGAUGUGAAAUUUGCCUCAAGAGAUUUGCAUGUGAGUUUCAGUAUUCCGAAAGUGACAAUGUAUACAUUGCUAGGAGGUUUGGGUUUGAAAGUACAUGUCUACACUUGAACAUUAAUUAUGGAGAACUGGAAAUACUCGCUAAUUUAUGACAUUUGUGAGACCACAUGUCAGACUGUAUUAUUAAAGUUUAAUGUACUUUUGUAAAUACAAUAUUAUUUAUUAAAAAUACAAAAU
This is a messenger RNA of Pangasianodon hypophthalmus (striped catfish), 4496 nucleotides long. Its product is annotated as C-Jun-amino-terminal kinase-interacting protein 4. The transcript is spliced from 27 exons. Gene Ontology annotation, biological process: vesicle-mediated transport. The record is from RefSeq and is a predicted model, not a curated record. NCBI's taxonomy places the organism in Eukaryota, Metazoa, Chordata, Actinopteri, Siluriformes, Pangasiidae. Bases 573 to 3452 code for a protein of 959 amino acids. Gene Ontology annotation, cellular component: cytoplasm. Gene Ontology annotation, molecular function: signaling receptor complex adaptor activity; MAP kinase scaffold activity; kinesin binding.